Molecule: messenger RNA, 3896 nt
Organism: Schistosoma rodhaini
Lineage: Eukaryota; Metazoa; Platyhelminthes; Trematoda; Strigeidida; Schistosomatidae
Source: the annotation of a GenBank genome assembly
CCCAUUUUAAAGUUGGCGGUACUUCGUCUGCAGUCAUCGUGGUCGUUGAAUCGUUUCGUUUCUUAGUUGGACUGUUAUGAUCUUUACCUACUUUCGUCUCUCAUGACUAUAACUCCAAACUACUUGAAGCUUUUGUAUAUAAUUAAGAAGUUUUCGGGGUUCAUUGCCAAUCCAGGUUUUUCGAAAAAGCUCUACAGAGAUCUCGAGACCUGUGUUUAGAUCUAUAUUCAGUCUGUGCAAAACUGAUUACAAUAGUACACAAACUUUUCUUUGUGUCAUAACGUUGUGAUCCACAUCUACUUAGCUAUACAUUUAUGUCAGCACUCCGUGCGACUUAUGUCAUGACUCUGAAAACCCUUCAGUGAUUAGUAGGCAAUGACUAUAGCAACCAGAUAUAUAGUAGUUUAACACUGUGUAUAAAUUUUCCGCAUACCCCAUAUUUAUUUGAAAUUAUAUCGGGUAAAGGGUAAACCUGAGUCAAUUUAGUCAUGACGGUAGAACUAGUAGAAUUCACUUUAAUACAGUUAUAAGUGGUUCAAGUAUUCGGGCUUUUUCUACAGAAGUAGAUAACAAAAACACAUUUGUAAAGGUGAACUUUUUUAUAUAAAAUUCCAGGUUAUAUACUGCAAGUAAUUGCGAAAACAAUCCAGAAAACUGUUUAGUUAUUGCUAGUAACCCAGACCAAAAUGUCAAUUUGAAAAAAAGUAUCCUAAUUGGAAUAUUGUCUCUUGUUGGAAUUCGAUCUUAUUUAGUACUUAACCUUGGCAUCCCAAUCUUUAUGUUUUGGGGAAAUUCUGAGGAAGCCGCUAUAGAAAAAUUUGGGGAAAUGGCACAGAAACCCCAAAAUAGGAAAAUCGGGAUCUUUUGCUGUGGUUACGUUCAAUGAGGAUGGUUACUCCAACAGUUUUAUAGAAAAAUACAAUUAGCCUACACUUUUAAUAAAUUCAAUAAAGCAUCUAAAUUAUGUAUGUCAUAGCUUGUAAUGCAUUCACCUAGACCCAAAAACCCCAAUCUAUAAUGCCAUUAUCUAUCUUAUCAAUGUUUUAUGCCUGAAAGGCUGAUCCCACGAAUUAGCGUAGUUUUUAUAUGUGCCUAUAAAGAAUCUAACGUAAACAAACUAUAAUGUAUCACCCAUUUCCUGUUUCUGUGAUGCCUUUAUUUCAUAUCCAUCCACCUUUACUGAAACUUGAAAGGGUAUUGUUGAAAGUUGAUGAUCUUGACUACUUCUCCUUUAUUCAUUCAUUCACACUACUACAUGUCGAGAUAAGGUGUUAACUAAACUAAUUAUUUUGACAUCUAUUUGGUUAUAUAGCCGCUAAAUACCUUGUGUAAUCUGACGUAAAGUGACUUCGCUCACGAAUUCUCUACCAAGUUUUUAUUUCUAAGAUGGUUAUCUUGUUUAAAUGCUUUGAAAUUUUCUUUGCCAAAAACUUAUUUCUGCUUGUAAAAGUAGUUAUUGGACAUUUUCAACACUCACCUUUUUCUGUUCACAAACCACUUAGUGGAUCUAAGUAACUCGUCAGUUAUAAAAAUGUCUCACGAAGUAACUAAAUGUUAUUCCGUUUUGUACAUUGGAACGCGAAACUUAGCCAUGUUGAUUCAACUUGUACAGUAUAAAACUUUCAAAUAGCUGUUCUCUAAGUUUUAUUGACAACUUUUACUCAGUCUCAACAUAAAUUUUCUGACCUUAUUUUGUUUAUCGUUGAAGCCAAACUAGUUCACUAACUGACAAGGAUCACAAUAUUUCGUCAAAUUACUGUAAAUUCACAUGGAGAAUGUUUGGCAAGCGAAAUUUUGUAUAUACUCCCUGGCCAAAGUCUGAAGAAUUUUCGAAAUGUUCUCAUUGCUUAAACACUUAUUUCACAAUGUCUUCUUCUCGACAUAUUUACUACGUCGCUCGUGAAAUGUUUCCCGCCUGUCUUUUAGCAGGUGUUGGGAUGGUAGUAGCGGGAUGUUAUGUUGAUAUGCUCAAGUCUUCCGGCAGUUUAACUUCGAAAGAUGAAAGUAUUUUUGAAAUCAUCCCACCAAUUCUUGGACUGAAAGGAAAUUUAGAAGUUGCUCUUUCCUCUCGAUUAGCUACUAUGGUUCAUUUUCGAAGAAAGUUUAACGAACUGUCUUUCUGGUUGUUCGCAACCACUCUGGCUUUUAUACUUGUUCUUGCUGUGUUCGCAAGCACAAUUAUACCUUUAGUGGUAAUAACUUUACAUAAAUCAUCGAGCACAUCUCAUUUCCCUGUCGAUCUUGUCCAUCUUAUCUGCAUUUCAUCAAUGACUUGCAUCUGCGCCACGUGUUUUAUAGGUAUUGUUGUUUACGCAAUAGUAUGUUCUUGCGUUUUUUGCGGAGCGAAUCCUGAUAAUGUUGCUCCACCUGCAGCCGCUGCUUUGGGUGAUCUUGUGACUGUUUUGAUUAUUUCACAUGUGAAUUAUUACUUUAAAAUGAAUCCAACUUUAACUGUCGCUGUUGCUGUGUGCAUGAUUUCUGUCGUUCUUAUUUUGAGUAUAUCUUAUUUAUUAUGCCAUUCAAAUGUCAACGUAUCUGGUGAUCUACUCAGUCUUAUUAUUACACCUAAUACUUUUAAAGAAACCAUCGUUCCUUUAACUCUUGCAAUUAUCAUGAGUAGCAUUUGUGGGAAUAUAUCUGCCCGAUUUCUGAUAGAUUGGCCCAUUAUUGCGCGCCUUCAAGUCCCAAUAAAUGGCGUGGGGGGGAUUUUCGCUUCAAUGUUAAUUAGCAGAAUGACAACACACCUGCAUUCAAUAACUUGUUCAAAAAAACCUCCUCUGAAGGAAUCGUUCCUCGUUUCUCCAACAUCUGGUCUAGUCACAGUUGAAGAAGUCAACCGUGAGAACUCUGAUAGAAAAUAUACAUCAACUAAUAAUUCACAUUUCUACACAUCAUCUCAAUCAUUCGAAACAUUCGGAUCCUGUAGAAAAAUACAUGAAAUUCAUAUAGAUGUUUCACAGGUAUCUAAACUUAUCAGAUUCCUGUGUGUCCCGUUACAUUUUAUCUUAACUAUAGUCAGUGUAACUGUCAAUUAUUAUUUAAAACAGGAUAAUUCUCCAAAGACCAUAUCACCUCUACAUUUAGACAUUUUAAUUCCUUACGUCAUCGCUGGAUUCAUACAGAUAUGCAUACUUCUUAAAUUUGCAAAAUGGAUUGUUUUAAAACUUUGGAGAUAUUUACACUUUACAAAACAGUUAAACUCUCAUGAUAAUGUUAUAUCCUUAGCAUCAAUUGAUUUUUCCGCUAUAGCUGUCACUACUGGUGCAGGUGAUCUGAUUGGAACAAGUUUAUUCAUUCUAUUUCUAUCUAUUAGUAAAUGGAUUAUGAGUAGUUAAUUUUCGUUGUUGUUUUUUUUCGGUAGUCAUUCUGUACAAUCAGUUCUUUGAUGUGUAUAUUUUGUUCUGUUUUUGUUGUAUAUAUGAAAACAUUGUUCUCUUUCUUUCAUAUUAACGUGAUUGAUAUAAUAGUUGUUUGGACAAAUUCACUUUUCUAUAUUUAUAUAAUAUCUUAUCAAUUUUUUUUACAUCAUGUCAAUAUAAUUUUCAGUAAUUCUUUCUACUUGUUUAUCAACAUUCUUAACGUAGAGAAAGGUUUAGAAAGAAUAUUGUCACUAAAUAGUUUUAAUACCUUUUCUGUGUAUUUUGCUAAUAUUAUCAGGUUUAGAAUUGUAUAUUUUCAACUAGGUCUUGAAGAGGUUUUAUAAUGGUAAUGGUUCUUUCCUUUAAUUAUUAUAAUUUGUUACUAUUCAACUAUAUUGUUUCUGUUGAAAUCAUGAUAAUUGAUUUAUUUAUAUUCUCAUUAUCUUCCUCUCCGUUUACAAAUGUUCCAUUGUGUUUAUUUAUACCUGUUGAUCCGAUUACAUCUAAAUAUAAUUGAAAUUUAAUAUUUUGGAUUAC